Messenger RNA from Symbiodinium pilosum, 567 nucleotides. NCBI's taxonomy places the organism in Eukaryota, Dinophyceae, Suessiales, Symbiodiniaceae. The record is from the annotation of a GenBank genome assembly.
AUGGCCGGUAUCACGCGCAGAAUCACUGUGAUAAGUGAUACUGUAGAUGAGCGGCUGCGGAUUUUCGAGGACAGGUUGAAAGCGAUGGACAAGCGCCUGGGCAAGUGCAUGGACGAAGUCCGACAUCAAAUAGAAGAUGUGGAGUAUCGAUUAGCCAACGAUGGCAGCAGGCUCGACCCAGCAGUGGCAGAAGUGAUCCCAAAGCUGGUCAAGAGUUGGGGCGAGGGUAGAUUCCCCUCUCAGGGUGAUAUGGCAAAGUGGAUCGAAGGCAAGUUUGACCACCUAGAAGCCGACCUCUCUGGAGAUAUGCGAGGCUUAAAGGCAGAGAUACAGGAGCUGCUCAAAAACGCGAACAAAACCAUGAGCCAACGCAUGGACCAGCGCGUUGCGGAGUGUGUGGAGAACAAAGUGACUCCAGUCGAGAACAAGCUCACUUCCAUGGAGAUGAUGCUGAGGAACCUGCUCGCGCGGCAGACGGCCUUGGAAGAAGCGCCUCGUCCCGUUCAGCCCGUUGAGGAAGAAGUUCAUCAGCCGCCUGAGGAGGACGUAAGUUUCUGCAUUCCUUGA